GUCAAUCGAACGAACCCCACUGGGGAUCCUUCCCUUCCCCUCCCCGUAUGCACGAAUGUAUCUCAACAACGCGGGGGAGAGGAUCGACAUCCUCUGCAGCGAAGUAGGGGUUGGCUGGUGCACUACAUUGAACUUCGACAAAUCUCAUCCAAGACAAGUGGCAAUGCAUCAGAAGCGGACAGUAAUCUUCAAAAUCGGUAACAUUUUUUCUGUGCAAAUGAGUAUGAUUUUUGUCCAGUUUUGCGUUGGCUCUGCUAUAUGUGGUGGAAAUAAUUUGAAGGUUGCAAGCAUGUUUAUGGUGCACCUGCUAGAUCCU
Molecule: messenger RNA, 316 nt
Organism: Cylicocyclus nassatus
Lineage: Eukaryota; Metazoa; Nematoda; Chromadorea; Rhabditida; Strongylidae
Source: the annotation of a GenBank genome assembly